Molecule: messenger RNA, 279 nt
Organism: Blepharisma stoltei
Lineage: Eukaryota; Ciliophora; Heterotrichea; Heterotrichida; Blepharismidae
Source: the annotation of a GenBank genome assembly
AUGGGUAUUUCAUUAGCAGCACUACCACUGAAUGCUCAAAAUGCCCUGAUGAUAAGUGCAAGCUCUGUGAGGACAAAGAAAGUGGCUCAAGUUGUCUCCAAUGCCAUAAAACUUUAUCUAUUUCAGAUACUUUGAAUGUUAAGAAAACCACUUGUUGCGAAGAAGGAAAAUUUGUUAGCUCUUCUCAUUUACAAUGCAAAGACUGUGCUGAUUCAAAUUGCAAACACUGUGAAGACAGCGGAGACGGUACAGUUUGUAAACAAUGCAAAAAGAAAUUAA